Messenger RNA from Rubroshorea leprosula, 910 nucleotides. NCBI's taxonomy places the organism in Eukaryota, Viridiplantae, Streptophyta, Magnoliopsida, Malvales, Dipterocarpaceae. The record is from the annotation of a GenBank genome assembly.
GCAUAAAUGCUUAUUGGAGAAGAAAAGGUGAAAUUCUCAGCGUCAGAUGUGGCGUGAAAGGGAAAGAGAAUCGGAUGCUGAACUAGACUUCCAGUUCUCUAAAUUGGCUUGGCAUCAUCACAUUUUCUAUUCCCAAUCAAGAAAACUUUUACAUGUAGCAAAAUUUUUUGUUCCAGCAAUCUCUGCGGCUUCUGUUUUUGUUGAAAUGGACAGGGGUAAGGAUCAAACUAGCGCCAACAAGAAGAUGAGUGUGGUGGCUGGACCAUGGGGAGGAAAUGGUGGAACCACUUGGGACGAUGGAACCCAUGAAGGGAUAAGAGAAAUCACACUUAUUUACGGAGAUUGCAUUGAUUCCCUGAGAGUGGUCUAUGACAGGAAUGGCAAGCCUUUCAUGGCAGAGAAACAUGGAGGUGUUGGCGGGCCUCAGAAGGCUGAGAUUAAAUUACAAUAUCCUGACGAGUUUCUGGUGAGCGUGACCGGCCACUACUGUCCGGUGGUUUAUGGUGGCAGCCCUGUGAUUCGGUCUGUCACCUUCAAGAGUAACCAAAGAACAUUUGGUCCGUUUGGAGUGGAAGAAGGAACCCCUUUUGCUUUGACGGUGGAGGGAGGAGGACGUGUCGUCGGGAUGUAUGGGAGAAGCGGGUGGUAUCUGGAUUCAAUCGGGUUUCGUUUAUCUCAGGUCCGAUCUCCAAAACUAUUACAGAAGGUUCAGAAAAAGCUUCAGCGACUUACUAGCACUGCCUCAAAGACUUAACGCACCCAAAGACGGUUGAAACACCGACAUUCAAGACUAGAAAGUUGUAGCGAUGAGUGGUAGUGAAUAGAAAUAAGACUUUGCAUAUUUUGUUUACUAUUUACAAAUUAGGUUCGAUCAAAUGGACCGCUAUUCAAAUAAAAUAUAGAGUUCAAG